Neltuma alba is the source of this 462-nucleotide messenger RNA. Its product is annotated as benzyl alcohol O-benzoyltransferase-like. The transcript is spliced from 2 exons. The record is from RefSeq and is a predicted model, not a curated record. NCBI's taxonomy places the organism in Eukaryota, Viridiplantae, Streptophyta, Magnoliopsida, Fabales, Fabaceae. Bases 1 to 462 code for a protein of 153 amino acids.
AUGGCAUUGGCACCGUCAGGUCUUUCAUUCACAGUGCGUCGGCGUCAGCCAGAGCUGGUAGCUCCGGCAAAAGCAACGCCGCACGAGGUGAAGCUUUUGUCGGACAUUGACGACCAAGGGAGCCUUCGGUUCCAUGUGCCGGUGAUCCAGUUCUAUCGCGGCGAUCCUUCGAUGAGAGGAAGAGAUCCUGUUGAGGUUAUCAGAAAAGCAUUGGCCGAGACUCUGGUGUUUUACUAUCCCUUCGCCGGCAGACUCCGGGAAGGGCCUAACCGGAAGAUCAUGAUGGACUGUAAUGGCGACGGGGUCGUUUUCAUCGAGGCCGACGCCGAUGUCACUCUGGAGGAAUUCGGUGAUCUUCAUCCUCCUUUUCCUUGCUUUGAAGAGCUUCUUUACGAUGUCCCAGGAACCUUAGAUCUUCUCAACACUCCACUUCUCCUUAUUCAGAUAAGCUCUUAUUACUAA